Thalassophryne amazonica is the source of this 1549-nucleotide messenger RNA. RefSeq names its product G protein-coupled receptor 151 (gene gpr151). Gene Ontology annotation, molecular function: G protein-coupled receptor activity. Gene Ontology annotation, cellular component: membrane. Bases 212 to 1513 code for a protein of 433 amino acids. The record is from RefSeq and is a predicted model, not a curated record. NCBI's taxonomy places the organism in Eukaryota, Metazoa, Chordata, Actinopteri, Batrachoidiformes, Batrachoididae. The transcript has a single exon. Gene Ontology annotation, biological process: G protein-coupled receptor signaling pathway.
GGCCCUGUGAGACAGCAGUCUGUGUGCUGCGUGUCAGCCGGGAACAGCAGCUGUCAAUCAAACAGCAUCCUUAUAACCACUGGCAGAAGCUCCAUCGCUGCAUGUGAGGAUGAAGCCGGAGACAGACUGAGCUCUGCUGUCAUCACCGUCUUCAUCUUUGUUGUGGCUCCAUUUCUGAGUAUAAUUUAUUUUUGAAAACUUCACCUUUAAGAUGAAUGGGAGCAACACUUCUGGGGUGAACAGCUCUAUACCUGAAUGGUCGUUCAACGAGUGGGGGACCAACCAACACCUGGACCCGGAGAAGCUGAGGGUCCUGGUGCCUGCUAUCCUGGGAGUCAUCUGUGUUUUGGGUGUGGUUUGCAAUCUCACUGUGAUGAUCAUCUUGUUCUCCAGCGCUCACAAGGGCAAACUGUCUCUGAUCAACUCCCUGAUCUUCAACCUGAUGUUUGCUGAUGGGCUGGUGCUGGUGUUUACGGUGCCUUUCCGUGCCGUUUCCUACUCCAAGGCUACCUGGACUCUGGGCUUGGUGGUAUGCAAAACGGCCGACUGGUUCCUGCAUUCCUGUAUGGUGGCCAAGAGCUUCACAGUGGCUGUCAUGGCCAAAGCCUGCUAUCGCUACGUGUCCAACCCCACCAAGCAGGUCAGCAUCCACGUUGGCUCAAUCCUGGUGGUCUUCUUCACCAUCUGGCUUUCUGCCUGCUGCAUAACCAUCCCUCACUGGCUUUUCAAUACGCUGCAGGAAAGGAUCCACAGACUGGUGUGUGUUUCAAAGGUUCCCCCUGAAGCCCGUGAUUUCAUGUCCAUGUACAUCAAAGCCUACCCCUUGGGGGUCUUCUGUGCACCUCUAGGUUUUGCCCUGAUGUACUUCUGGAAAGCGUACGAUCAGUGCCAGCGCAGAUCUAGUAAGACUCAGAACCUACGCACCCAGAUCCGAUCCAGAAAGCUCACCUUAAUGUUGUUCAUUCUCACUGCGGCCAUGACCGUCCUCUGGCUUCCACAGUGGGUAGUGUGGGUGUGGGAGUAUCACCUAGAAGAAAGAGAAGGAACCCAGCACCACAGCUCCUCUCCUCCCCUGCUUCUAUCACUCUGUGCACAGAUACUCACCAUCUCCCUGUCUCUCAUAAACCCCCUCGUUAUUCUGUCCCUCUCUGAGGAGUUCUGGGAGAGCUACAGGGGGCUGUGGAGGAAGCUCACCCUGCAAAAACAACCUCUGCCCAAGCCUGGACCUCACACACCUACAGCUCUCCAUUCACCUCGGCCAAGACCAGAGACCUCAGGUCAGGUGAUGGAGGAGAAUCGCUUUUGUCCACGCUUGAGCCAGGCUCUCAGCAGAGAGACUCAACAUCAGCCAGAUCAGAUGGGAGGAAGAGGAGCAGCUGACAGGAUAAGCCUCAAAGAUGUGAUGGCAUUGCCUGAUGUGGAGCAGUUCUGGCACGAAAGGGAGACUGGAUCACACCCAGAGGAAAAUGAUCCUGUUCCAUGGGAGCACCAGAGCAAAGAAGGGAAAAACUAAAUCAGCCAUGUUCUAGCUGAUCUUGAACGUAAUCCU